UCGUUGAGCUCUGGUCGGUGGUACACAAAUGGCAUCAUACUGAAGUCUUCGAUCGUCGUACGUGCACAUAGUCGGCUUCCCUCCCUACCCCGGAGCCAGCUCCUCCAGUACCGGAAUAGACCCGUCAAUAGAUCGCUCGCUUUGUGCUGUGCGAGGGGUAAAGGAGGGGAGGGCUUAAAACAACGAAGAGCAAGUCUGUGUACAGAACAUGCCGGGAGUCGUCAUGGACGAUGCCAGUAUUGGCGGGCUCAGACACGGGCCAGGUAACAAUUAUUCUCAGGAUGGACAGUCGUACCCCCGAGGAGAAACUGUCCGGUUCAACUCACAAAAUGACCCACCUAAUGUUAAUGGAGUGGAAAAGAACGCCAGUCAUAAUCGAGCCAUCGAGAUACCCCCAGUCAAUCAUGCAUUAAGGGGAAAUAAAGGACCGCCUGAUUUGCCACACAUAACACAGGGCUUCUUUCCGUUCUCGAAGCUCAUAAAUAGAUCCGUGCAGCAGUGCUGGAACGAUCUAUCCGACAUGAUCACUGAACUGGCAGAGAUGCAAGUGAAUCCUCAUGAAUAUCACCCUUCGCCAGUUCCCACUAGCGGGAAAUAUCCUGGCAAUCAGCCCCCGGACAAUACACGGAAGAAGCUUCGAAUGCUCGAAUUUUCACACGCGAAAAGAGCUGAAUUCAUUAAGCUUCUCGUUCUUUCUCAAUGGAGUCGACAAGCCGCUGAUGUGAGUAAAUUGAUCGAUAUCCAAAAUUUCAUCCGCGCCCGUCAUCAAGCCUACACUGGUGCUCUUCAAUGUGUCGGAGAUAUGAAAAGAGACCUUGUACAGGCCCAGGUUGCCAACCCCGAUUUGAAAACCGCACUAGAGGUCUUGUCUAAAGGCAAGGUGGAAUCAAUGUCCAAUCUCGGUUACAAGCCUCCCAGGCGCCUAACGGUCAGGGGAACGCUCAAAAGGUUACAGAAAAUUAACCGAUUGAUCGGCGUGCGACUUGUAGCGCGAGAUGAGAUACCUCCGUCUUUUAGAACCUACUGUGUCCACGACGGCCGGGUCACAUUCCUUGUCCCUGGUGAAUUCGAACUUGACCUUUCCAUUGGUGAAGAGGAUGAAGCUUCACAGUUUUUCUUCGUUGACAUUCGUUUCCUCUUCUUUCCUUCACCUCCUGUUCCGAAGGGUCGAUUUCUGAAUGAGCUUGAGAUCACGAUCAAUGAUGUGCUUCAGAAAAGCGGCUUGACCGGGUGUUUCGAACUACUGCAUAACUUGGUAUUAACCAAUAAAGUCAACAUACUAUUCAAGCAAGCUGCUGAAUUGGCAAGAAGCUCCUGGUCUGACGUUUUGCGCGUUGAGUUGUUGCACCGAACUCUCGUUGUACAGUACUGGACACUGAAACCUGGAGCUAAAAGCUGGCUUGAGAUUGGAAUAUAUAGGGGCCAGCGCAGGUCAAACUGCGAAAGCUCUGGGCUGCCAGUUUUGGGGUGUCGUUGGAUGAGAGAUGGUAACGAGGUUCCAUGUGAUGACAUUGAUUUCGAUUCAGAAAACCUCUCUAUGGAGAGCCUUCUCCGAAGUAUCAUUGCUUUACACGUCUCUCACAAUCUUUCUUCGGCAUACAGAAACAUAGGACACAGUUCACUUUUUUCAAGUGGCUUACUAUCCUUGCGUGCUCGGCUCACUAGGACUGAGCCCGGCGAUUGUCUACUCGAUGUCCAGCUCACGGAAACUAAGUAUCUUCGAGUCUCCAUUGAACCGAUGUCCGGAAUUUCUAUCCUGUCAACCACCCCAAGUGUCUCGGAACGGAUUGAUGGCGACCGCAGUUUCGAAAGAUCUCCCGUCGAUGACAUUGUUUCCCGUGUUGCUCGACUUCGUUGUAACGCGGCUAUAGAGGAAAUUGAAUCCAAGGUUAAAAUGCUAGGAUUCGAGCCGCUGAAUCCGAGGGCAUGGAAGGUUGAUUUUCGCAAGAUAUUCCCAUCAAACGUUCUGCGAUUCGCGUUCUUUUCCCAUCACCUUUGGGAGCGUAAUUGGAUCGUGGCAGCGACUAGCAGUAUGGAUGGUGAUAGCUGGUGGGUUGUACAACUUCGCCCGACGGUUCUUGCGAAAGGCCCUUCCCUUCUUGAUGCGAGCGGCCGUGGCCAGUCUGUUCUCCGCUCCGCGCAGGCUGUGACAAAUGGGUUCUACCCUGCGCAAGAUAAGAGCGAUGACGCCUCGCUUGCAGACCUUGGACACAGUCUUUCAGGAAUUUUGGCUAUUCAUUCAAAUGCCCGCUACCUGUCAGAAUUGCAGGCCAUAAGAUUCUAUCCUCCUCCACACAAAUUGACGAUCGAAUCAGACCUUGGAGUCCCGGACAUCUUGGUUCGAUACAAUGCAUCAAAUCUCCCCAGUGUCUUUCGGGUAGCCAUGCCCGUUAAUGCAAAGAGAAAGAGCUUCUUCAAGGACACCAUUCGCCUUGCUUUUCAUGGAAUUGAUCCUCGCAAGAAGUGCGCUAUUAUGGUGGCCUAUGGUAGCUUGGCCAAUCCUACGGGUGCUUUUGGUCAUCUUAUCUCCAACUGGGAUCGCUCGCUAGUGUUUCAAAAGACAGGCGGUGGCUUUGCGAUACGUUUGCUUGCGCCUGCUGGUCACCCCGUCAUCGUCAGUCUUAUAGAAAGCUUACAGAGACUUGAGUGCGUGCUUUCAAUUCUCGAAUCUCUACAACGGAGAAAGAUCGAGGUCCGGACCUUUUCGUUAUCGAGCAUAUCCUUCAUUUACGGCCCGGAGAGAGAUCUCUCGGCUAGCAUCAAUAUUGAUCUGACUAGUGAUGACUCUCUUAUGGAACUCAAUCCUACCCAGCUUACAUCUAGCCUCGAGUCAUUAUUUCGCCUUCGCCUACACAUACAGUUCGGCCACUAUAACCCACAUCGUCGGAUUCAAGAAUCCCUUGCAUCUAGUCUUAAUCAAGCUUCCACCGAGGCGGGAUUGGAGUCCGUUGUUGAACUUCUAACGCUUACACUUCCUCUGAUGAGGGCUUUGGACCAGCUAAUGGUUAAUUCGUCUCACAGCGAGCCUCUGAGGGUGCAAGUCACAGUGCGUAACGCCAGGACUUAUCAAAUUCACUACCCUGGUGAAGGGGUCCUGUUUCAAUUGGUCGCUGCUUCGCAUCAAAGCCGUUGGGUCUGGGUACUCAAAGACACGGGCAGCCAAGGGAACAAUAGAAACCACAAGGUUACAACCUGUCUCCGAGAGACACUAUAUACCUCAAAGGGUGAUGGUUGGCGAGGGCUUGAGAGUGGUGUCGUUGCGGAAGCUAGUCAAGUCGGGAACCUCCUGGUAGCACUUGAGAAGUGUUUCACUGCCAGCCGAAACGGUUCCGGACACAAGCCUACGGACAGAGCCGCCAGCCCUGGCACAUCGAACAUUACCGCGCUUUCGGUGUCGGCGAGAGCAACGGGAAAUACGGACGGCACCAAAUCUGCGCAUCAGGACUCACUCGCAACCCUUCCAAACAACAAGAGCACCCAGUCCCAGGCUAAUCCUGCAACGCAGAAAGAGGAUGUCAUCAUGAUUGACUAAAACAUUCUAUUGCUACUUACUUUAACGCUGGGGAGCACCUCUUUUUCCCUCAAGGAUGAUUUUCCUUGCACGUUGAGACGUGGUUUACUACGCCACCUACCAUUUGCUACUUGUACAGUGUCUAGAAUCGAGCCCUUUGUUCUUAGAAGCUCCUGUUUUCUGCGGGUUGACGUAGUAUCUAAACACCGGCAUACCCUUGUGGCUGAGCUACAUAAUUUAAUGAGUGGGAAAAUGUCAUAAAGCCCGAGGUCUAGAAAUUAAAAACAUGUUGCCAUUGUCUCUUAUGA
Molecule: messenger RNA, 3819 nt
Organism: Aspergillus sclerotioniger CBS 115572
Lineage: Eukaryota; Fungi; Ascomycota; Eurotiomycetes; Eurotiales; Aspergillaceae
Product: mediator of RNA polymerase II transcription subunit 14
Exons: 2
Coding region: 209-3532 (1107 amino acids)
Biological process (GO): regulation of transcription by RNA polymerase II
Cellular component (GO): core mediator complex; mediator complex
Molecular function (GO): transcription coregulator activity
Source: RefSeq, a predicted model, not a curated record